Molecule: messenger RNA, 2431 nt
Organism: Vespa velutina
Lineage: Eukaryota; Metazoa; Arthropoda; Insecta; Hymenoptera; Vespidae
Product: thioredoxin domain-containing protein 17-like
Exons: 3
Coding region: 342-722 (126 amino acids)
Cellular component (GO): cytosol
Molecular function (GO): protein-disulfide reductase [NAD(P)H] activity
Source: RefSeq, a predicted model, not a curated record
GAAAAAUAAAUGUUUAUUAUAUUUAAUUAUUUAUUUUCUAUUUUAAUUUUUAGUGAAAGGAAUCGAAACAGAUUUUAAUAAGUAGAUAUAAUAUGUAUUAUUAUUCAAAUUUCAUAAAAUUAUUUCUUCGAGUGUUUCAGUUCUUAUCACGUGCUGAUAUUUUUUGAUCAGACAUCAUAAAGUGAAGUGAAACAAUAGAUUUGUUAUCGCUAUUUAAAUUGAUAAAACAUUUUAUUUAUAAUAAGAUUACACAGACUUCGUCUUUGCUUCGUAUCGGUAAAAUAUCGUUAUUUAAAUUGGAAAAAGUAUUUUGUUAAUAGAAUUAAAAGAAAUCACGCAAAAUGACUAUUCGUCAUCACGUUAUAGGAUACGAAAAUUUUUUACAAUUUUUUGAAAAUUUUCAGACCAAAGAAUCGGUCUUUGUAUUAUAUACGGGUACAAAGCUUGAAAAUGGUCAAAGUUGGUGUCCUGAUUGUGUUGAAGCGGAGCCAUUUAUAGAAGCUGGAUUACAAGUACUCUCUGAGACAUCCCAUUUUGUUGUGGUUGAAGUAGGAGAUAGAGCAUUCUGGAAAAAUCCUAAUUGUAUAUUCCGUAAAGAUAGUAAAACUCAAUUGAAAGUAUUACCAACAUUGGCUCAAUGGGGAACUCAAAAACGUUUACAAGGUAGUGAAUGCCAAAAAGAAGAACUUCUUAAUAUGUUAUUCAAAGAGGAAGAUGAUUAAAAUUGGCAAUUUUAUAUGGUGCUAUUAUUUUAUAAUUCAAAAAAGCAUUGAAUAUUAGAAUUACUUUUCUUAUGUGAGAAUGAUUUUUCCAUUACUUUCUUGUUUAUUACUUCUAUUUUAUAAAAAAGAAUCAUUAAAAUAAUUGUAUAUAAUUUAAUUCUUUACUUUAUAAUUUUUUUUCUAGUUAAAAUAAUUUUCAAUUUUAUUGGAAAAAUUCUUUAAAAGGAUUUUUUCAAGAAAAUUGUUUCCCAGUGAUUUAUUUUACUAAAUGAAAUGUCAUGUCAGAGAUAUUUCAAAAUUUCUAAGGAAAGAUAAUAUUGUCACGUCAACAAUGACUUCAUAAAAAUUAUUAAUGUGCAAAGCAUAUUUUGAAAUUUGUCACACAAUCAUAGAGUGAAAAUCCUUAACUUAUAAUUGAUAUAAUAAAUUCGAAGUGAAAAUUUUUUCAGUAGACAAGACUAUUAUGACAGACAACUUUCAAUAGAGAGACUAUAAAAACAACUUUCUAAAUUUAACCUUAAAAAUAUUUUUUAUUAAUACAAUUGUAAGAUCCCGUUACCAUUUAUGUAUAAUUCUAUUGUUUCAUUGCAUGCUAUAUAUUAUAUAAUAUUCACAUAUUAUUCUAUGGCAUUUAUUCUUUUAAUUCUUCCGAUGGUGGUAAAAUGCGUACAGAAUAAUGAAUCUUUUUAUUCCUCAUGACACUAUAAGUAUUAUCAAAGAUGACAGAAUCUAAAACAAAAGAAAAUGAAUAAGAGUAUAUAACAUGAUAGCAUGUAAAAUUUUAAUAACGAUGACUCACAUGUAGCUGGUUUAUCACAGGUUACAACGCCUAUUUCAUUUAAUUUGUGCGAAGCUAUUUUUGUAAUAGGUACAAUUUCGGUUUUCAUACCUGACGUAUCCUCUUUCAAAAUACCGAAUUUAAUAUCAUAAUCUUCUGUGCGAAAAUCCCAACUGUAUCCCAAGGAAGUAUGUUAUUACAUUUUAUGUUACACAUAUUUAUUUAAAAGGUAUACCUUAAAAGAGAUCCCUCUUCGGAUGUAGUUAAACUAAGUUCUAACUUAUCUCCUUUACGGAUAAUGACAGUAGUAUAAUCCGUAGAUUUAUCACUUUCCAUUUUAUCCAUGUACAUUUCUUUUGGUAUUUUACCACCUUGACAAAUCUAAAAAAAUGUAGAGAGAAUAUUACAAUAGUAGAGAGAAUAUUAACGAUGUUAUGAUUACCUUUGUUACGAGUUUUGGAUUCCCAUCGGGAUCUUUUAAAGUGCCGCCGAAAUGAGCAGGCAUUUGAUCGGUUGGAACUAGUUCCAAUAUCGCAGGUUUCCAUUUUGUUGGAUCUGCUUUGAAAAUUUGUAUUUUUGAUAAUGUAUAUUCGUUCAAAAAUCUUUUCGCGACGGAAAAAGCAAAAGAGAACAUUUUUGGGGCUGCAAAAAUAAUAAUAAUUGAUUGAUAAUAUUUCAUAUGAAUAAAAGUAAAUAAUUUUAAAUGUCAAUAACUUUGGCUGACGUACCAUUAAUAAUGUAACACAUUUUUAAAAUUUCUGGAUAAUUCGCUUCGUACAUUUGAAUAGCACUAAUGACAACUUCACCGGCUGAAAAAUGACAAUGUUUUUUUUUUAUUAAUCAUCGAUAUGUAUAUUUAAAAGAUUUAUGACAUUGAUAUAAUUUAAAAGAAAUGUUACAAUAAAAGGUAGGCUUUUAUCUUUCAUAGAGA